Messenger RNA from Oldenlandia corymbosa var. corymbosa, 2007 nucleotides. The record is from the annotation of a GenBank genome assembly. Lineage: Eukaryota; Viridiplantae; Streptophyta; Magnoliopsida; Gentianales; Rubiaceae.
AAAAACAGUCUGCGUAUGAUUUUGAGAUUUAUGGGUACUAGUUUCGGUACAAAUCUUUCAAUUCAAUGUGAAUUCUGUUUCUAGGACAGAAGGACUAAUAUCACAAUAAAGUAGAUGAAAGAGUAUGCAUAUAAUUACUAUGAAAUCUUGUAUUUCAUAACUUACAGUUUGAACACACAAGCGUUGUGUUUUAAAUUUUUUGUACAGCUACUUCCUCUCAAUAGUCGUACGACUGGUUCUCAAAUUGUCAAUCUAAUUCAUAUAAAAUAAACAAGAAAUGUCUAUUCUGACUCGUCUCCUUCCUUCACCAACCCCGUAUCUUGCAUGGAUAAAAAUGGACGACCCUUCUUUCAAUACCCAAUUCAUGUCAUUUUAGCAAAUUCAUUACACUUUACAUUUUUAAGGAUUUGAAAACAAAAUGGGAUCAGCAUCACCAUUGAAGGGUUUCACUGUGAGGAGAAAGAAUCACGAGCUGGUUCGUCCAGCGAGACCGACCCCUAUAGAAACAAAACCCUUGUCUGACAUAGACGAUCAAGAUGGCGUACGUUUUCACAUUUCCAAUAUACAUUUUUACAGAAAAAGACCAACAGUUGUAGGUGGUGGUAACGAUGACCCUGCUAAGGUAAUCAAAGCGGCUUUGGCGGAAACUUUGGUAUAUUACUAUCCAUUUGCAGGAAGGUUGAGAGAAGAGGCUGGAAGGAAGCUGGUGGUGGAUUGCACCGGAGAAGGUGUGUUGUUCGCGGAGGCGGAUGCCGAUGUGACACUGGACGACUUCGGGGAAGAGCUUCAGCCACCAUUUCGGGGCUUGGAUGAGUUGUUGUUCAAUGUUCCGGACAACUGUGGGAUCCUUUAUUCUCCUUUGCUCUUUAUACAGGUGACACGCCUGCGAUGCGGUGGUUUCGUGUUGACCUAUAUCCUGAACCACACAAUGGCUGACGGUGCCGGGAUGGUGCAAUUCAUGAGUGCCGUGGCGGAGAUAGCAAGAGGAGCUUCAGCUCCGUCGGUAACUCCGGUCUGGAUGAGACAUCUCCUGCGCGCCAGAGACCCUCCCAGAAUCACCUGCGCCCACCCUGAAUACGAUCCCAUUCCCGACACCUCUAAACCAAUCCUACUUCCACUUGAACAUAUGGUUUGUCGAUCUUUCUUCUUCAGCCAGGCGGAGAUCUCCGCCCUCCGGUCAUCCCUCCCGCCCCACCUCCGGUCCAAGUGCUCGAAUUUUGAGAUCCUCUCCGCUUGCCUCUGGCGCUGCCGGACCGCGGCACUUCAACUCGAACCGGACCAGCAAGUGAGACUCCUUUGCAUCAUCAAUGCCCGUUCCAAGUUCAAACCUUUUCCUAGAGGGUACUACGGGAACGUUUUGGCCACCCCGGCGGCGGUGACCACCGCACGGAAACUCGUCAACAACCCGCUCGCGUACGCAGCGGAGCUGGUGAUGAAAGCCAAGUCGGAGGUUACGGAGGAGUACAUGCAGUCCAAUGCGGAUCUGGUCGUUUUGAGGGGGAGACCAAGCGUCAACUUGGCGACGGCGUACAUGGUUUCGGAUCUGACGAGGUCCGGGUUCGACGAGGUGGAUUUCGGGUGGGGAAAACCGAUUUUUGCCGGACCAGCGAUUAGCAUGAACCCUGUGGUGGGAGUGAUUGGGUUUUACAUUCCGAAGAAGAAUAGCAAAGGGGUGAAUGGGAUGGUGGUUCCGGUUUGCUUGCCGGAGUUUGCCAUGCAAAGAUUCAUUGAUCAGAUUGAAAUGAUACUGAGUAAGGUGGAGAGUGAAGGUGAUGAAGGAGAUAACGACUUCUCCCUCAAUCUUAGAUCUGCCUUGUGAAUUAAUAUAUAUAUUAUUAAAUGGGCCGAAGAAAACAAAAGAAAAGAAGAGCACUUUCUCAUUUUCAAAAGAAUCACCUGUAUGUAAGUGUAUGUGGAUGUAAAAUUUCAUGAGAUUGAUGGCAUGGUGCUUUGUAAUUUUUUUUUUCUUUCAAAUUAGAAAUAGAAAUGAUGUUUCCUUUGGCUUAA